Molecule: messenger RNA, 1128 nt
Organism: Amorphotheca resinae ATCC 22711
Lineage: Eukaryota; Fungi; Ascomycota; Leotiomycetes; Helotiales; Amorphothecaceae
Exons: 2
Coding region: 1-1128 (375 amino acids)
Source: RefSeq, a predicted model, not a curated record
AUGCCAAUCAACCUCUCUCCGCAAGAAGAGGAAGCCAUCAAAAUAAUCUCAUCCCAAAAAUUCCAUCGCCUUUUCACUCUCGCCGCGACCGAAAAUCAUGGCCCGUUGAAAGUAACGUAUGCAAUAGCUGGGCCAGAAGACGGAGACAUUCCCACGAUUUUGUUUUGUGGGGGAAUGUUCUGUACGAGAUGGCAUAUGAUUAAGUAUGAGCAUUUAGCACAAAAAGAGGGCGUGAGAAUAGUUUCUAUAGAUAGACCUGGUUUCGGUGGCUCUACGCCCGUCCCCCUCUCCUCCCGCAUCCUCAUCUUCCAGGAAACCAUCAUCGCGCUCCUUUCCCAUCUCGGCAUCAAACACAUCUCCCUCGUCUCCCACAGCGCUGGGACCCACUUCGCCUUAAACCUCCUUUACCACCACCCAUCACUCCUCCCCCCAACUCACCCAACGCUAACCCUCAUCUGCCCCUGGGUCCACCAAUCUCAUACCUCGGUCUCGUCCCUCAUUGCCGCUUCUCUCCUCCCUAACUCGGUGUUAAACUACUGGGACAAUUUGAACGGCUUAAUCAUAAAUAAAUUAAGUCCUACGCUCGCUACUAGCUCCGGAGGUUUAUCCGCUUUUGCAGGUGCUUUUAGAGGCAAAGCUGGAAAUGAGACCAACAAGAAAGUCGAAGAACAGGAACGGAAAUGUGAGGAGGUGUAUGGGAUGAGUUUGUCCGUGAAGAAAGAGGUUGAAAAAAUGAUGCGGCAGUAUAUAUUUGAAGAAAACACAAAAGGGGCGAACGAUGAAGCUCGACUGUGUUUGAAAUCAACAGAGGGCUGUGGAUGGGAUGCAUGUGAAGAUUAUCCUGAAUUCGUGAAGAAUCUGAAGCAGAGUUGGGAGAAGAAGACUAAUGGAGAAGGUGAAAAAGAAAAGUUAAAGGUAAAGAUUGUGUUUGCGGAGGAGGAUGCGUUGAUUGGAAAGAAGGGGAUGGAAUAUUUCAAGGAGUGUUGGACGCAGGAGAAAUGUGGGCGGGGGAUUGACGCUGAGUGUGUGCAGACUGAGGGGACGGAUCAUGAUAGUGUUAUAGAUCCGGAAAAGGGGGUUAUGCAGUCAAUUUUGUCAACUGGGAAGGAGAAUGAAGGUAGAAGGUAA